CUUCUCUUUUCAAUGGAAAGCUUAACAUACUUGGACAAAUAUCAGAAAACCAACCAUGGAGUACUCUACUGAAGAAUUCUUAAAACUCAUGACUACCAACUUUGAAUCUGCAUACCAUCUGUGUCAACUUGCAUAUCCUCUUCUGAAAGCAUCUGGAGUGGGAAAUAUUGUGUUCAUUUCCUCUGUUGCAGGGCUGACCCAUCUAUGUAAUAUGUCCAUUUAUGGAGCAAGUAAAGCUGCAAUGAAUCAACUUGCAAAGAGUUUGGCUUGUGAGUGGGCAAAGGAUAAUAUCAGGUCCAAUUGUGUUGCUCCUUGGUAUAUCAGAAGCUCACUUGUAGAACAUUUGCUUGAAAAUGAACGAUACUUGGAAAAUAUAAUAUCGCGAACACCUCUUGAACGCGUUGGAGAAGCAGAAGAAGUAUCAUCUCUUGUGGCAUUCCUUUGCCUUCCAGCUGCUUCAUAUAUCACCGGACAGGUUAUUUCUGUUGAUGGAGGAUUCACAGUGAAUGGCUUUAAUCCUAACAUGAGACUUGAUUUUUCUCCUGAGGAUUAAAUGUUACUAGAUUUCGAUCUUCAUUUUUUUUUUUUAAUGGAAGAAUAAAUUUAGGUUGAGCAAGAAAGACAAACUCGGUGUCUCUACCUUCUGCAUUUCUUAUUACGCAUAAUAAUCCUUUGUACUUUUAAAAGCUCUGAGUUCAUUUCAUGUGUUUUGUGGUAUGUAUUACCUUAGUACAAUAUGCAUACAAGUCAUUGUUAAAAAAAAAAAAAAAAUUUA
Rubroshorea leprosula is the source of this 775-nucleotide messenger RNA. The record is from the annotation of a GenBank genome assembly. Lineage: Eukaryota; Viridiplantae; Streptophyta; Magnoliopsida; Malvales; Dipterocarpaceae.